AGCAGCUAGCAGACGGACAAAGCAACCUUGGAAAAUGCUAAUGAAAAGCCAUCCCUUUCUUUCUCUCGAUGACUUUCCUAGACACCAAGAUUAGGAUCUCGACAUGGUUUAUAAACACUCCCCCUACCAGUACGGUGGUAUAAACGGCUAAAAAGCGCGGCUCUCCUUCGGAAAUUACCAGCACACAUUUCGUAUAUACCUCGUAAAGUAACCAUGCCGCAUACUACUUCUUCUUCUUCCGAUUCAGAUGAUGAUAGGAUCGCGAAGGCCAAGCCCUUCGGUCGUCAAAGGCCGAUGCGGGAUAUCCUUGGCGGAGGAAAAGUUGCUGAUGUGCUCUUGUGGAAGGACAAAGCAUUAUCUGCUGCGAUUCUGAUUGGGAUAGGGGCACUGUGGUAUCUAUUCGAGGUUAUCGGAUACAAUUUCUUGACAUUGCUCUGUCACACAAUCAUCUUUGCAAUGGUCAUAAUCUUCGUUUGGGAUAAGGUUGCCGACAUUUUCAAAUGGCCUCCUCCCAGGAUCCCUCAGACUCUCUCUGAUAGCUCCAUGGUCAGAGAAAUCGCUGCCUUUUGCCGCGCAAAAUUAGAGGCUUUCUUAUCAAUCUUCUUUAAUGUUGCACGUGGAAGUGAUUUCGGACAAUUCCUUUUGGUAGUUGUCACCCUAUGGAUACUAUCAACCGUUGGGAACUACAUCAGCAGCUUGAACCUCCUGUUCUUCGGCUGCCUCUGUUUGGAAACGCUGCCAUAUUUGUACGAUCAGUACGAGGAAGAGGCUGAUUACCUUCUCGCCCGAACUUUCCGUAUGAUGAAGAAGACAUACAAGAAGCUUGAUAAGGAGUAUAUCAGAAAAAUUCCUAGAGGGCCUGUGAAAGUGAAGAAACAGAGAUGAAAUAGAAGUGGGGAGCUUCAUUGCUGGUUUACGUAGGAGCAGCCACAUCAUGUAAAUUUGGAUUGUACAAAACUCUAUAUGCAAAAUAAAGCUUGCGAAAUUGUUGUAGAAAAUGGGAUAGUUUCUAGUAUUGGACAUCUGAAUGAAAUUAACGAAACUGUGAUUAUCUGGGACUGCAAAAUCAAA
Molecule: messenger RNA, 1071 nt
Organism: Rhododendron vialii
Lineage: Eukaryota; Viridiplantae; Streptophyta; Magnoliopsida; Ericales; Ericaceae
Product: reticulon-like protein B9
Exons: 5
Coding region: 214-885 (223 amino acids)
Source: RefSeq, a predicted model, not a curated record